AUGCCACGACCCGGCCUCCGUAUCCUUGGUGGACCGACCGACGAGCAUCUAGGCCGAGAGAGGUUAAUGAGUUAUAUUCAGGAUCAAACCUCCGCCGACUUCCCAGACAUGUCUGCCGAAGUAUCAAAUUCGCAAUUCCACACCGGCCGCCUACCCAAUGGUGCCAAGAGUCGCAACAGACCAAAGUUGAUGCUGAUGGGUCAAAGAAGCUCCUUUAUGGAUUUUCAAAUAGCGGAACUCCCAGGCCAUGUCAACUACUUCACACCCGACUUCAACCAAGCUAACAUCUUCGCCGAAAUCGGUGCCGUCAUCUGGGUCAUUGAUGCUCAGGAUCAAUACCUGGACGCUCUCAAUCAACUGAUCGACACAAUUACCUACCUAGCACAAACGUGGCCUGCCAUAAAUGUCGAAGUCUUCGUCCACAAGGUUGAUGGUCUUUCGGAGGAAUACAAGAACGACACUUUCCGCGACAUUCGACAACGAAUUUUGGACGAGCUUUCCGAUCUUGGUUACGACAACGCCCCUGUCAGUUUCUACCAGACCAGCAUUUACGAUCAUUCCGUCUUCGAGUCGAUCAGCAAAGUCAUCCAGAAACUUCUGCCACAACUGCCUACACUGGAGAGUCUGCUCAAUAGCUUGUGCAGUACAUGCCGAAUUCAGAAGGCAUACCUAUUCGACAUCAUCACCAAGAUCUACAUCGCAUCAGAUACAAGCCCACAAGACACCAACAGCUACGAAAUCUGCUCCGACUUCAUCGACGUGGUGGUCGAUAUUGGUGAACUGUACGGAUGGGCAAGACCUCAGCAGGGCGAGAAGACUGAGUUCAACAACCAUGCUUGCGAGAGCAUGGUCACCAUGGAGAAGAAGGGACAGAACUAUUUGUACCUCAGAGAGAUGAACAGAUACCUUGCUCUGGUUUGCAUCAUGGGCGACGACAAUCCAAUGGAGAAGAAGGUGCUCAUAGACUACAAUGUUGGGGUUUUCCAAGAAGCUCUUGCAAAAGUCUUUGGCUGGUAA
Aureobasidium uvarum is the source of this 1017-nucleotide messenger RNA. Lineage: Eukaryota; Fungi; Ascomycota; Dothideomycetes; Dothideales; Saccotheciaceae. The record is from the annotation of a GenBank genome assembly.